Molecule: messenger RNA, 3044 nt
Organism: Labeo rohita (rohu)
Lineage: Eukaryota; Metazoa; Chordata; Actinopteri; Cypriniformes; Cyprinidae
Exons: 23
Coding region: 355-2520 (721 amino acids)
Source: RefSeq, a predicted model, not a curated record
CUGAGAUUGUUAAAAGUUCUGCAGGCAUUUUAACUUUUGUUGUCUUGACCCUAAAAUCAGAUUUUUGGCAUUUGGAAUUUCUUGACGUGAGAGAUAUGGAUCGUUCCGUUUGAUAUCUACAGCGCAACACGAGGCCUGCACUGGGCAAUUUUUAUCUGCACUUGAAAUGAUUUAAGUGAAUGUUUGGGGCGGGUUUUUCUUGGAGUGGGCGGCCUUUGGAGAGCUUUUGGGCUGGAAAUCGUCACCCGAAUCUGGUAACGCUGACAGCAUUUCCGAUUUUGCCAGAGUCACGUGAUCCAGCUAAAGCGCCAAACUUUGAACCCGCGCGUUCGCUGACGAUUAAUUCGAUAAAACAUGACGCAGAACAACAUACCUAUAAUUAUUUUGAGCGACGAAGAUGAUGAUGAAGGUGACUUCUUAAGGAGCCACAACGAUUCCUCGGUGCUGAUCGUUGAAAAUGACAGGAACGAACCAGAUGUAUCUAAACAUAUUGAGGAGUUGGAUGAAGACUUGGCCAUCACAUACUCCCAGACUGCAACAGUGCUUCCACAUGCAAGAUAUGACUGCACCCUGGCAUUCUGUCGAGCAGAGCAGGACAUUUCAGGACCUCUACAAGAUAAUGCAAAGCACUGUGAUCAGUGUUUCUGCUACAUCUGUGACAAACUGGCAUCCAUGUGUGAGCUCUGGACCAUCCCUGGGAUUUGCCACUGUAAUGCCCAUAAGCACAGCGUCUACUGGAAGGCUCUUCGUGAUAAGAGUCUGAUGGGAUAUCUGCAUGAGUUGAACUUCACCUUUGACCCACUGGAUAUGGAUGCAGACCUACGACGUGCAGAAACUUCACUGCAGAAAUUUGCUGGUAGUUUGGCAAUGAAGUAUGCAACUUUUUUGUUGGGGUUUGAGAAUCCCAACACUUCAACGGGCUGUCGGUGCACGUGCCACCGCAACAUUACCAGCACUACACCGAGUCAAACCAUCGGAUGUAAAGGAUGCUAUAAACAUCACUUUAAGAUGCUGGAGUAUGAUUACACUGUUGUGAGUCAACAUAUCAAAAUGUUUUUGAAUGAAGCAAAGAAAGAGAACCCAAAGGCAUGUGUUGUGAUGCUUUUAGGGGCUAUUAAGCUUUUCGUCAACCACACGACUCCUGGAAAUAUACACGCUGCUAACACUGUAUCUGAAACUGUGUCAAUGCUCCUGUGGAGAUUCAUGACAAAGGUGUGGACGCUUUUAGUUGGCUUUGAUUUUUCAGGCUCCUUUAUAAAGCAGCUGGAGUCUUUCUACCAGAAGCUUCCUCUGCCUCCAAACUGCACAUUGCCAAAUAGUCUGAGUGUGCUACCUUGGGAUGACCCCUUGCUCUCUGCCGUGAUGAAAGGGCAAAACAUCACAGGAGAGAGACAGGGCAAAGGUCGGAGGCAUCAAGUCUUGUGUGAACCUCUGGUCGUGGUUCAAGCGAGAGUCUGUAAACUUCAGCAACAAAACAAGUACCGUGAGCUGGCUCGCUAUCUCAAAGUUGUCAAAAGCAUCAAUAAUCCCACGCUGCAGAGAAUGAAAGAUCUGGUUCCCCUCUACCUCUGCAAGGAUGGUGACUACAUUGGUGCAGUCUCCCAUAUGUUAUCACCAUUGCCUGGAGCCACGUGCCUCGCCUCCCGUCUCACACCUCAGCAGUUCAGAGCUUAUCUCAGAAUUCUCACAUCAGGCCACACUCCUGUUGUGGCACAAGAACUUGAUACGGGAAAUGGCCAUAUGAUCAUACCUGAUCCUUUACUGAGCGCUAAGUGGACACCCAUCGAAGGUUCAAAUUCGUUCAAGAUGAUGGAGGUACUGAAGUUUGCACUAAGGGUUCUGGACUGUAACUGCACUGUUUUUGCUGAUUCAGAAACAUGGGUGUAUCUGCUCAGCGUUGUUAGUUCCAGUUACACUACUCCAGAUGGUGUUCCUGUUGGUGCAUUCUUUGCCGAGCCUGACAUCACCUAUCAAAAGGUGACCAGAGAUGCUGCCAGUGCAAUUCUUGAGGAGCUGACGACGACUUCCCGUAUACAGAUCCCCAAAACCUUUGAGAGUGGUUAUCCUGACCAGGCUAGACUGCUGUUGGCCACUCAGGCUUUGGUACUGCGCAUUUUCCACUCACAGCUCAGGCCCAUCCUCAGCGUCGUCCUGGCAUUUAGGUUCAACCGCUGGGCGCUCCGUUGGUUUUUCUACAGUCUUCUGGUGAGGCCAGAUGUGCUGCACUACCUCUUUUGCUGUCUUGUGGAGGAACUGUCUGACGAGCGAUACCAACUCCUACAGAGAAAAUGGAGUGAAACGGAGCAUUCCCUGGUUGCGUACUUCCUCUGCAUGUUCUUCUGGGAAAGCAGUGUGGUUCUGGACCUGAACACCUAUCCCACCAAUAGCUUGCUUGCCACUUGGAAUGAAUCGCACAACCCUUGGCAACUAAGCCUGAAACUGUAUCUUGAAUGCAACGUGGCCAAACUUACAGCAGAAAAGCGUCAAAUCCUGCAUCAAAUUCAACAGCAAGGAAAAUAAGUCUGACCAACAUCCUGUUUCCUGUUUUAAAACCAAAUAGUUUUAAUGUACAUACAGAGUGGAUUUAAUGUUAUCAAAGAUAAGUGGUGGUUCAGAUUUUUUUCCCCCCUAUUGUCCAGACUGGGACCGGUAUUUAGCAACAUUAUGUGCAAUUACAGGACUGUGUAUCCGGAGAAUACAAACUGUUAUAUUCAGCAACACAACAGUAUACAUUUUUUUUUUUUUUUGAACAUUAGCUGUAAUGUAAAUAAAUGACAGAGUUUCAAAUGCAAAACUGAUAUAAAGCUGUUCAAUUUUGCUUUGCUGUAAAACACUUAAGGUUAUAAACUGAUAUUUCUCUGGCAUCUUUGCACACAAGAUUAAAUAUUCACUUAAACUACCUUUGUUAACAAGAUAUCAAAGCAUGCUGAAAAUGUAAAUAUAUGGUUAUUGCUGGGCAAAAGCUAAUUUUCAUUUGAAGGCAAUAAAAGCUAAGCAUAACUACUGUACAGUAACAAAUCGUUGGCUAGUUUAUGCAUGAAUGA